UUCAGCUUGUUACCGGGCAGACAGCAUUUCCAACAUGGCAGCGUCAAGCAGCGCAGAGCAAACGCAGUUGCAAGACAUGGAGGAGGAAGAUGCGGGGAUGGAGGAGAGGGAGAUGGAGUCUGACGGAGACGGGGAAGAGGAAGAGGAAGAGGAGGGCAUGGGAGUGGAAAACUCCGACGACGAAGAGGACGACGAUUCCUCGGAGGACGAGAAAGAAAACGAAGCGGAGAUCCAGCGGCUGGAGGAGCAGCUGUCAAUCAAUGCGUUCGACUACAACUGCCAUGUGGAUCUCAUCAAACUACUGAAGCAGGAGGGAGAGCUUUUACGGCUGCGGAAGGCGAGGCAGAAGAUGAGCGAGCUCUUCCCGCUCACUGAAGAGAUCUGGCUAGAUUGGCUCAAGGAUGAGAUCCGCCUGACUGAGGAGGAGCCGAACCGGGAGAAAGUGUAUGAACUUUUUGAGAGAGCCGCAAAAGACUAUAUCUGUCCAGAUAUCUGGCUUGAGUAUGCCCAGUAUUCAAUUGGGGGCAUGGGCUCCCCAGGUGGGAUUGACAAGGUGAGAUCCAUCUUCGAGAGAGCUGUGACAGCUGUGGGCCUUCACAUGACCAAGGGACAGACGGUGUGGGAGGCGUACAGGGAGUUUGAGAACGCCAUUCUGUCCACAGUACAGCCUCCCCCUGGCAGAAUUCCCAGCCGCGAGGAGCAGGAGCUGCUGAACACUCAGCUUGAGCGAAUCCAUACACUGUUCCGCCGCCAGCUGGCCAUCCCUUUAAUGGACAUGGAAGCCACCUACGCAGAGUACGAGGAGUGGUCCGAACAAGGGGUGUCUGAGAUGGUCAUACAUCAGUACAAAAAGGCUCUGCAGCAGAUGGAGAAGUGCAAACCUUUUGAGGAGUCGCUGCUGGCAGCAGAACCUCCUAAGCUGGCUGAGUAUCAGACCUACAUCGACUUUGAACUAAAGGAGGGCGACCCGGCUCGGGUCCAGAUAACCUUUGAGCGGACUCUGGGGGAGAACUGCCUGGUGCCAGACAUGUGGGCAAAAUACACCACCUAUCUUGAUCGCCAGCUGAAGAUCAAAGACAUGGUUCUCUCCACUCACGAACGUGCUGUCAGGAACUGCCCCUGGACCAUGGGUCUGUGGAAGAGCUACUUGUUGGCUCUGGAGAGGCAUGGAGCUGACCAUCAGACUGUCUCAGAUGUUUUUGAAAAGGCGCUGAAUGCAGGUUUCAUUCAAGCAACGGAUUAUGUGGAAAUUUGGCAAGCAUACCUCGACUACCUGAGGAGACGUGUGGAUUUCAGCAAAGAAUCAAGUAAAGAGCUAGAGGAGUUACGAGGAGCUUUCUCUCGAUCUCUAGACUACAUGAAACAGGAUGUUGAAGAAAGGUUCGGUGAAAGUGGAGAUCCUUCUUGUAUCAUAAUGCAGAUCUGGGCAAGAAUAGAGGCCCUCCACUGCAAGAACAUGCAGAAAGCCAGAGAACUGUGGGACAAUAUCAUGACAAAAGGGAAUGCCAAGUACGCCAACAUGUGGCUGGAGUACUACAACCUUGAAAGGUCUUACGGAGACCCCGUUCACUGUCGGAAGGCUCUCCACAGAGCAGUUCAGUGCACCUCAGACUACCCUGAGCAUGUGUGUGAAGUCCUGCUCACCUUUGAGAGGGUGGAAGGUUCUCUGGAAGACUGGGACCUGGCGGUGCAGAAGACAGAGACCCGGCUGAACAGAGUUAAUGAGCAACGAGCAAAGGUGGCUGAGAAAGAAGCCAACAUGGCUCGCCAAGAGGACGACAGAGCUGAUCACCGGCGAAAGGCCAAGUCAGACAAGAAGUCUCAGAAGAAGGUCCAGAAAGGAACUCGAGCUGGGGAGAAGAGGAGAGCAGGGCAGGAUAAUUAUCACAAUGAGUGGAAUGAGGACUCUGAACAAGCUCCUAAAAGGCACAGAGGAAACGGGGACCAAGCUACAGAGGAGUACAUGGAGACAGAGACUGGGCUCUUUGGGAGGAACGCCCCCCCUGGCUACAAGCCUGCUCCACCUGGCACUAAAAAGGCCCAGCAGGGAGUUGCGGACCCGGCCCAGAGGCAGAACGAUGACAAGCCAGAGCUUCGCAACGAUAAAAGCAGCGUUUUCAUCAGCAACCUGGCGUACACGCUGGAGGAGCCAGACGCAAAGCUCAGGACGCUGUUUGAGACCUGUGGCCCCAUCAAACAGAUUCGCCCUGUCUUCAGCAACAAAGGGAACUUCAAAGGCUACGGCUAUGUACAGUUUGAAUCCCCAGUGUGUGUCCCAGAAGCCCUGAAGCUGGACAGGCGAGAGGUGGAGGGCAGGCCCAUGUUUGUGUCACCUUGUGUAGACAAAAACAAAAAUCCUGACUUUAAGGUGUUUAAAUACGAGAUCGCCAUGGAGAAACAAAAAAUCUUCAUCUCCGGGCUGCCGUUCUCGUGCACUAAAGAGCAACUGGAGGAACUCUGCAAAAGUCACGGCACCAUCAAAGAAGUUCGCCUGGUCACGUAUCGCUCAGGAAAACCCAAGGGUCUGGCAUAUGUUGAGUUUGCAGAUGAAGCUCAGGCUUCUCAAGCGGUUCUGAAAAUGGACGGUAUUGAUGUGGAGGGCAACAAAAUCUCUGUUGCUAUAAGUAACCCCCCUCGCAGGAACACGAUGGACAGACCUGGUUCCAACAGGUCCACGUCAGACAUGAUGCCUCGCCAGACUUACGGAUCGAGAGGGAGAGGACGCACUCAGCUGUCAUUGCUCCCUCGCUCCCUGCACCGACAUAGCGGGCCUGUGGGCAAAGUCGAGAACGGGACCGCAGCCGAGCAGGCGCCAGCAACGGCCAGCGCAGCGGCGAAUGCAGCCGGGGAGACGAAACCUUUGUCAAAUUCAGACUUUGCCAGGAUGCUUCUCAGUAAGUGAGAAGAUGAGCGGGAGAAUUACGACCGCCUCCACACUGAAAGCCAUUUUGUGUCCUUACAAUUAGUGGUGUUGUAAUUGGUUACCUGGCCUCCCUUUAAUCUUGUUCUCAUCAUGCGUUCUGCGAGACUGCCUUAAUCGCCGAGCUCCUGCCCUCCAUCACAAAACCCUUUUCAACUAAGACUUUUCACCAGUGUGACAGACUGACCUUGUUUUGGUGUGUUUGAAGGUGGCUGGCAGGCUUCUUUUUCUUCUUUUUUUUUUUUAAUAAAACUGUAUCAUAUUUGAGUGUAAAUAUACUGUAUAUCUACAAUUGUAUGCCUCAUGUUGCAAAGUGUCUUCUUUUGUUGUGUAAUGUGAAAGGGAUCUGAGAGAAGCAUAUGGGAGAGUAUUUUUUUAAAUAUUCAAAACAGCCAAACUUGUGAAUGUUGUUUAUAAAGGUUAUAUGCAAAAGUUACGAUGUGGUGUAAUAUAGUCGGUGUGUGUGAAUGUGUGUGUGUGUACAUAAGUUGGAUGUGCUGCAGUGAUGAAAAGACACCAGAUGUUUUUAGGAAACCUAGAAUAUUUGUUGUGGAACUUAUUUUGACCUCUUAGGACACAGCUAACAAGGCUAGCAAUGAUUUUCUGACUGUAUAGUACAACUACUUUGUCUUUUCUUUUUUCUUUUAAAUAAUACCAUCUCUGAGUUACCAUCUGCUGUUAGUCAUGAGUAUUACGAUGCUAUGGAGUACCCCUAGAGGGUUCAGCUUAUUAGGAUUAAGUUCAUUGGCUUUGAGGGCGUUAUUAAAUAAUGAAAACUGCUCUAAUGUCAUGUCACAGUGCUAACGCUCAAUAUCAGUUCUAGUAUUUAGAGAACCGCAGUAGUAUCUCAUCACUUUCAUCUCUUUAAUGUCUGUUGAGGAUAAAAACAUAAUUCACAGAUGUUUUAGAUGUCUGAUUUAGAGGGGAAAUGAACCUUUCAAAGAGUGCACGUGUUGCUGACGCUGAUGACGUGUUUAGCUACUUUGGAUACAUCCCUGGUUAAUGUGUCUGCUUUAGUUUGGUUUAUAAAAAGGGUUUCCAACUGUUUUGGUUUUUAACUUCUCAUGAAAACUAAUUUGGCCGACAGUCAAGAGCUGCAACAAUUAGUCAAUUGGAAGAAAGUCAAGUUUUAAGUAUAAAAUUGCCAUUUCCAGUGUCUCAGAUCUUAGAAUUGUUUGCUUUUUCUCUUUCUAACAUUAAAGUAAUUUGAAUGUAUUUAGGCUUUAGACUAUAAAGUCAAGUUUUGUAGACCAAACAUUUAGGGAAAUUGUUACUUGCAUCCAAGAGUCCAUUGCCACAAGUGAAGGCAUUAACUAGUUUAAAGGUGUUUUAAAAAGUUCGAAUAUAACCAUAAAUGUGUGUACACUGUAAAAGUGAAUCCUUGCUUUAAAAACAGUUUUAUAAAUGUGGUUUGGACCUGGUUUUCUUUGUGUUUGGUAGAUUUGAUUUCACCCUCUGAAUGAACUUGUGGUGAGAUGAGCCACAGUUAGCCGAUAGCUCUUCAGUAUUCUGGGUAAAGAGGCCGUUGCCGACGUCUACAGAUAUUAUUUAGGUCUGCAGCUCUUUCUACUUAACAGAAGAGAAUCUAUGCAGUUUUAUUCCCGUGUUAGGAGUCGACCAUUCGUCCAGUUGGAUAUAUAAAAUUCCGUUUGUGUACAUAAUGUUAAAUAUAAUAUUUCAAAAAGGUCACCAUAGUUUGUAAUAAAUAUAAAAAGUUUUCAAAACAGAUGGAAUACAAGCUAUAUGUAUUGCUCUCACCGAAGUGGCCUAAUCUGAAAAAAAAAAAUCUAAAUAUGUUGGUCUCUAGGAGUCACCUUCUGUUUUAUGUUCAAUACUAAACGGUGGUAUGUGUGCAUUGCUGUUUUGUAUAAUUUCUAUAGUCAAUGUUUUGGUAUAGAGGUAAAUAAUAAAUGGCUAUUUUCUGUUUUUUGGGUUCAAUCAGUAUUUAUUUUCCUGCUUGUUUCAUUAUCUACCCUUGUGUUUUUUGAGUCCUGUAAAAAAAAAAAAAGAAAGUUGUGUCAUGUAUUUUUUUUCUUUCUGAUCUAAACCUUGUUUUAAUAAAAUCAUGUAAAUCA
Morone saxatilis (striped sea-bass) is the source of this 4995-nucleotide messenger RNA. It is a transcript of the gene sart3, whose product is annotated as spliceosome associated factor 3, U4/U6 recycling protein. NCBI's taxonomy places the organism in Eukaryota, Metazoa, Chordata, Actinopteri, Moronidae. Gene Ontology annotation, biological process: RNA processing. Gene Ontology annotation, molecular function: protein binding; RNA binding. The transcript is spliced from 19 exons. The coding region runs from base 35 to 2902 and encodes 955 amino acids. The record is from RefSeq and is a predicted model, not a curated record.